This is a messenger RNA of Epinephelus lanceolatus (giant grouper), 1130 nucleotides long. The record is from RefSeq and is a predicted model, not a curated record. NCBI's taxonomy places the organism in Eukaryota, Metazoa, Chordata, Actinopteri, Perciformes, Serranidae.
AUACGUUCAAGAGCUGUUUACUGUCACUAGCUGGUGGAUAUCUGAAGCAAAUCAUGUGAAAUGGAGCUCCAGGAAAAAGUAACGUUACCUGUGCCGAUAUUUACAGAAGUUGAUAAGGACGUGUUUCUGCGACAGAUUUAUCCAGAGCGCAGACCAGCCGUGCUCAGAGGGAUGUGUCUUGGACCAUGCCUAGAAAAAUGGACAGUUGAAUAUCUUGGACAGAAAGGGAGAGAUAAGGAAGUGAAGAUUCAUGUAUCCACUGUGCCACAGAUGGACUUCCUUCGCAAAAACUUUGUUUACAAGACUCUGCCAUUCAAGGAGUUUGUGAAAAGAGCAUCUGAGAAAAAGCACUCUGAUUUCUUCCUGUGUGAGGCAAGGAGCUACUAUCUUCGAUCACUAGGAGAAGACGUACGAAAGGAACCUGCUGAUCUGAGCAAACAGUUCCCAGACUUGGCAGAGGAUUUUCACAUCCCGCAGUUCUUUGAACCCGAGCAGUUUUUCUCCAGUGUGUUCCGCAUCAGCUCCUGUGGUCUGCAGCUGUGGACACACUACGAUGUGAUGGAUAACCUGCUGGCUCAGGUGACAGGGAUGAAGAGAGUGGUUCUCUACAGCCCCCAGGAUGCAUUGCACCUUUACCUGUCAGGUGAUAAAUCAGAAGUUCUGGACAUCGACUCCCCAGACCUGAAACGGUUUCCUGAGUUUGUGAAGGCAAAGCGAUACGAGUGUGUGUUGGAGCCUGGAGAUCUACUUUUUAUCCCUGCUCUGUGGUUCCACAAUACCCUGGCUCUGCAGUUUGGUGUGGGUGUAAAUGUGUUCUGGCGCCAUCUACCUGUGGAUAGCUAUGACAGAAAGGACCCGUACGGUAAUAAGGACCCUGUGGCUGCGACUCGCGCCCUUCAGGCACUGGAGAGAGCACUGCACACUCUGGAUGAGCUCCCAGCAGAUUAUCGGGACUUUUAUGGACGCCGUAUGAUACAGCGCAUUCAAAAGCGGACAUACUGUGACAAUCUGUUGGGCACAACUACACAGGACAGCACACAGGACAGCACAUUACCCAGCGGUCAGUUCACCAAACCUGGAUGAGUGUCAGGAGAAAUGUGUAACCAAUAAAACACCCAUGUUGCACUCAU